GCUGCCGUUUUCUUGAUACGGAGAGGCGAACGGGGCCUAGCGGAGAGGGCUGGGGGUGGGGGGGGUGCUGCCGGUCAGAGGCGGCUCCAGCCGGGGUGGGCGGGGCUUCCGAUGCCUCCGGCCCCGCCCCGGCCCCGCCCCCACCGCUCGCUCCGCGGGGCUUUCGCAGCUGCGGGCGCUGAGGGCUCCCGGCUCCGACCAUGGACGCCCUGGGGGCCCCGGCCCCAACCGCUGCCCCCGGCCCGGGGAGGAAGGAGCUGAAGAUCGUGAUCGUGGGUGACGGCGGCUGCGGCAAGACGUCGCUGCUCAUGGUGUACAGCCAGGGCUCCUUCCCCGAGAACUACGCCCCGUCGGUGUUUGAGAAGUACACGGCCAGCGUGACAGUGGGGACCAAGGAGGUGACCCUAAACCUCUACGACACCGCGGGUCAGGAAGACUAUGACCGCCUGCGGCCCCUCUCCUAUCAGAACGCUCACCUCGUGCUCAUUUGCUAUGAUGUCAUGAACCCCACCAGCUAUGACAAUGUUCUCAUCAAGUGGUUCCCUGAGGUGACACAUUUCUGCCGCGGGACCCCCAUGGUGCUCAUCGGCUGCAAGACAGACCUGAGGAAGGACAAGGAGCAACUGCGGAAGCUGCGCACGGCACAGCUGGAACCCAUCACUUACACACAGGGCCUGAGUGCCUGUGAACAGAUCCAGGCUGCACUCUACCUGGAGUGCUCUGCCAAGUUCCGGGAGAACGUGGAGGAUGUCUUUCGAGAAGCAGCCAAAGUGGCCCUCAGGGCACUGAAGAAAGCCCAGCGGCAGAAGAAACAGAGGCUCUGCCUGCUCUUGUGACCUCCGGGCUGGGGGAACUAGGACUGAGUGCCUGGAGCAGGCCUACGCCCAGCUCUGCAGCCCCUGGUGUCUGCAGCACGUCUUAGAACCUUCUGGAACUCUCCUCCGUGAACUCCCUUUGGGUUCACCCUGUAGUACAGUGGUGAAUGAGGGUACUGGAACCCGGGGUAUGUGCCCAGGACUUGAGGGCACUCGCCAGUACCUCCAGCCCCCAGCCCUGUGCCACUGUGCAGCUGCACGGGGUAAAUGUGGGUUUGGCUCUGGUCCACAGGGACACCCCAAGCCUGCAACUCCUGAGAUAAGCAGGGCCACAUCCUCCAGCCUCUUCCUCCAGCCACCCCCAUCUGAGGCCUCAGGGGGAAGAGGCCUACAGGAAAUUGCCCCCUUCCUCAUCCCACCAGGCCCACAUCCAUUCACUGAGGGCCCAGGUGCCCAGGGGGGGAAAACAUCUCUGAAAACUCAAGUGUGCCUGGGGGCGCACACCUGGGGCCAGCUGCACACACCUUUCCUAUAGGAGCCUCCCGUGGAAGGUUCCUCCUGCUCCCUGGGGACCUGAGGCAAGCCAUUCUCUCUGGAUUACCCCCAUGGGCUGGGCGAUGGGUCCGGUGGAUAGUUGUGUGGUCUAGACCCCUACCUACCACCCGAUGGCCUCUGCUUGGGCGGGGAUGUAGGGUUUGGAGCCCAGGCCCUGUCCCGGCUUCUUCAGAACUGACAGGCUCCACCCGUCCCCACAGGACAGUUGUCAAAGCUGGCCCACAGACUGCCUGUCGCUGACAGUCAAUUCCUCUGGGCUAUCCAGAUGAGUCAGGAUGCCACGAUACUUCUGAACCCACCCCCAAGGCUCUCCUGUCCCCUAGGAAGUCAACUAAGGGCCCCUUUGUUUCUGUGGAGUCCACAGCCGCAAAGACAAUUGAUGGUGUGGGGCAGAGGUCAGCAAACCACAGCUGAGGCCUGGGCUGGCCAACUGUCUGUUUUUGUAAAUAAAGUUUUAUUGGAACAAGGCCAUGCUUGCUUAUGCACCG
Molecule: messenger RNA, 1858 nt
Organism: Perognathus longimembris pacificus (Pacific pocket mouse)
Lineage: Eukaryota; Metazoa; Chordata; Mammalia; Rodentia; Heteromyidae
Gene: Rhof
Product: ras homolog family member F, filopodia associated
Exons: 5
Coding region: 201-836 (211 amino acids)
Biological process (GO): cell migration; small GTPase-mediated signal transduction
Molecular function (GO): GTP binding; GTPase activity
Source: RefSeq, a predicted model, not a curated record